Molecule: messenger RNA, 1269 nt
Organism: Thermochaetoides thermophila DSM 1495
Lineage: Eukaryota; Fungi; Ascomycota; Sordariomycetes; Sordariales; Chaetomiaceae
Exons: 3
Coding region: 1-1269 (422 amino acids)
Biological process (GO): protein refolding
Cellular component (GO): cytoplasm
Molecular function (GO): Hsp70 protein binding
Source: RefSeq, a predicted model, not a curated record
AUGAGGUUCUACAAGACCAUUCUGCUACCUCUCUUAGCGCUGGCGCAGUUUGCGCUCGGCGCGGAGGACUACUACAAGAUCCUCGGCCUCAACCGCGACGCCACCGACAAGCAAAUCAAGUCCGCCUACCGGCAACUCAGCAAGAAAUACCACCCCGAUAAGAACCCAGGCGACCCCUCCGCCCACGAAAAAUUCGUCCAGGUGUCCGAAGCCUACGAAGCCCUUUCCGACCCCGAAUCCCGCCAAAUCUACGACCAAUUCGGCCACGAGGGCCUCAAACAACGCAAGCAAGGCAACGGUUUUCAGCACCACGACCCGUUCGAUCUCUUUAGCCGGUUCUUCGGCGGCGGCGGGCACUUCAACACUCACCCGGGCCAACGCCGCGGUCCCAACAUCGAGGUCAAGGUCUCCGUCUCUCUGAAGGAUUUCUACAACGGGGGAACCACCGAGUUUACCUGGGACAAGCAGGAGAUAUGCGAACACUGCGCCGGGACGGGUGCCGCGGACAAGGUUGUGCACACGUGCCCGUCGUGCGGCGGCAAGGGCGUCAAAAUGGUGCGCUCGCAGUUCGCUCCGGGCAUGUUUACCCAGGUGCAGAUGCAAUGUGAUGCGUGCGGGGGGAGGGGCAAGACCAUUGCGAAGCGGUGCCCCGUGUGUCAUGGGGACAGGGUGGUGAGGAAGGCGACCCCAGUCACGGUGCAGGUAGAGAGGGGCAUGGGGGAUGGGACGAGGGUUGUGUAUGAGAAUGAGGCGGACGCGAGUCCGGAUUGGGUCGCGGGGGAUCUGAUUGUUACGUUGGUGGAAAAGGAGCCGGAGUUGGAGGAGGGGGCAAGGCCCGAGGAGAGGGUAGAUGGGGUGUUCUUUAGGAGGAGGGGGGAUGAUCUCUUCUGGACGGAGGUUCUUUCACUUAGGGAGGCGUUGUUGGGUGAUUGGUCGAGGAAUAUCACGCAUCUGGAUGGGCAUGUCGUCAGGUUAGGACGGAAGAGAGGGCAGGUCGUGCAGCCGGGCCAUGUAGACACUAUCCCUGGGGAGGGCAUGCCAGUGUGGCAUGAGGACGGGGAUAGUGUGUACCACAAGACAGAGUACGGGAAUCUGUAUGUGGAGUAUGUCGUCGUGCUGCCGGAUCAGAUGGAAAGCGGCAUGGAAAAGGAUCUGUGGGCUGUGUUUGAGAAGUGGCGGGCGAAGAAGGGGGUCAACUUGCAUAAGGAUAGUGGACGGCCAGAGUAUAUUGUUACGGGGGAGAGGCCGCCUGUGCAUGAGGAGUUAUGA